CGUAGCGGGAGUGAGGUGAGGGUGACGUCACGGGGCUGCGCCAUAGCUAGCUGUGUGUGUGACUUGCCAAAUGGAGACUGGAGGGUUCUUCACCAACGACGGGACUACGGGGAACAUUUCAGCUUCCCUCCCGGAGGAACAACAGCGACCUUAAAGGGCCGUGUCCUCUUCCGAGUGGAAACUGAGUCAUCCUUUCACGUUGGCAGCAUGUGAGUGAAGGAACUUCUCUGUCCUUGCUUCCUUCCUUUCCUUGCUUCCUUCCUUCAGUCUGCAGUGAAGCCUCAGGAAUGAUCAUGAGCCACGAAGACGAGUUUGUGGCGGUGAGGGUUCAGGAUCCUCGCGUGCAGAACGAAGGCUCGUGGAACUCGUACGUGGACUAUAAAAUAUUCCUCCAUACCAACAGCAAGGCGUUCACCGCCAAGACGUCGUGUGUGCGGCGGCGGUACAGCGAGUUCGUGUGGCUGAAGAAGAAGCUGCAGAAGAACGCCGGCUUGGUACCCGUCCCAGACCUCCCCGGGAAGUCGUUCUUCUCCUUCAGCAACGAGGACUUCCUGGAGAGACGGCGCCACGGCCUUCAGGUCUUCUUGGACAAGGUGGUGAACAUGACGGUGUGUCUGUCGGACAGCCAGCUGCACCUCUUCCUGCAGACUCAGCUGCCGGUGGGUCACAUCCUGGACUGCGUGCAAGGCCACACCCCCUACACGGUGACGGACGCCAUCCUCACCUACGCCUCGUCCAAUCGGGGCUGGGCUCAGGCUCAGGAGGAGGACGGCGUCAAGGAGCCUGGUCUGAGCGUGUCGUACGAGUCCAUGGAGAGUCCCGCUCCUCAUCAGCCCCACCCACACAAGGACGCCUCGCGCCAGGAAGUCGACCCUCUGGCGGACAUAUUGGAGCCUCGCCAUGCGACCGGCAGGAAGUGUAGGAAGGCGAUCCUUCCUAAUGGCCGGCAAGAUGAUGUUGAUGAAGAUGGUGAGCCGGCAGAAGCGACCUUCUACCUUGGGGGCGGUCUUGACAUCCACACGACCGAGGACACGCCGCUGAGGAGCGGUCCCAUGGAGACUCCCGUGGAGGUGCACUCGCCUGCAGAGGAUGGCGCCAUCUUGGAGGAGGAGCCUACAGCCAGUGAGGGACGGAUGGAGCGGCAAUCAUCUGAGGAGGUUCACAGUACAGCUCCUCGGGACUCGGAGGAGGAACGAGUGGACGUCGUUUCUGCUUGUGACAACGUGAAAUUGUACGACCCGGCGAAGGAGGAACGCCAUGAAGACGAGCACAGACAGGAAGUGCGAAGCGAGGAGGAGGACAGCAGUUUGCUGUCGUCCUCCAACGAGAGCAUCGUCAAGGUCAGCGAUGAGGAAGACAUCAGCGACGAGGAACACGUCGAUGACGACGCCACCGCCGAUCUGAUCCCGCCGCCAAACGGCUUUGUGAAGAUGUGCUCCCCCGAGGACCCCCACCCCUGGUCCCCGGUGUCUGGCGGCACCACGUUGGAACUUCACGUGAACGGAUGCGCCGACGAAGACGAGCUGAGGGACUCGAGCGAGAACAACGACUUCAAGGUGCUGGAGAGCAGCGAUGUUCCCGAAUUAGGCAGCAGGAGACACUCGGGGCAGGAAAUGGCGUCCUCGCUGCCGGCCCACGCCGCGGACGAGACUGCUGAGGACAUUUAGUUUGUCAGAGAUGUUUUUAUUUAAAAAAAAAACACAUUUCAAACCUUCACUCAUUUUAAUGCUUUUAGCAAGCUCAUCAGUUCUGAAUGGCAGUUCUCUUUGGCAACAGCAGAGGGCGCCAAAGCUCCCAACACAAACCUCACAUGCUGGCGUUUUAACUGUGAUAUUCAUAUUCAAAUGCUAAAUAUUUCAGCAGGGAGACAAGAACGCUGACAACAUUCAACUUUUUGUGCAAUGAGACGACGCACCAACUCAGCUGACCUCUCAAAACGUUGUUUCUUUCGUUUCUGUCAUGUUCAAAAAGGGAGCCAUGUUAAUUCUCAUGUCCCGCAUAAGAAAUGCGUCACUUUUAUUCCGUUUGCUAACAUGCCCUUUUUCUUUUAGCUGUCCAUCACCAUUGCUGACGGGUUUCACCAAAUUGAGAGUUGUUGAAGUUUGAAAAACUUUUCCAAGCAUUUAUUUUUGAAACGUGAACUUUGGAAAAGUGAACAAUAAAAGUCUGGCUUCAAGGUGAACAUGAA
Molecule: messenger RNA, 2188 nt
Organism: Doryrhamphus excisus (bluestripe pipefish)
Lineage: Eukaryota; Metazoa; Chordata; Actinopteri; Syngnathiformes; Syngnathidae
Gene: snx11
Product: sorting nexin 11
Biological process (GO): vesicle organization; intracellular protein transport
Cellular component (GO): endosome
Molecular function (GO): phosphatidylinositol phosphate binding
Source: RefSeq, a predicted model, not a curated record